Molecule: messenger RNA, 1053 nt
Organism: Medioppia subpectinata
Lineage: Eukaryota; Metazoa; Arthropoda; Arachnida; Sarcoptiformes; Oppiidae
Source: the annotation of a GenBank genome assembly
AUGGUCACCACCACGUGGGACUCGCAGGCCAUACACAUUAGCGCACCCGUAGUCAUACAACACAAACCCAGCUUAGCUUACAAUAGACAGGGAGAACCGGCCGAGUCUAAACAGACAUCACCCGGUGCCGCUCCGCCCAAGGGUGGCGAUAACCUGCACGCCUCGUCGGUACCCCACGGCCAGUCGUCAGUGGCCGAGUUAGGCGGUCACAGCCGUAUACCCUAUGAUGUGUGUGACCGUAGAUUUUGUAUUGGACUGCCGGCCAAUUGUGUUCAGUACCGGACGUGUAAUAUGCUGUUGUCGGGCGGGUAUGUGUCCCGCGGCGACGGUAUGGUUGAGUUUGAAGUGUACGCCGAUGUGAAUAAAUAUAAUGGUAACUCUUACUACUCGGUCGGUUUGUCUACUGAUAAUAAAAUGGGUGACGAUAGUGUGACCGACUGUAUGGUCAGCGAUGGGCGACCACUGAUCCGCAAUAGUGUAAACAUCGGUCGCAGUAACGAGUAUUUGUCCCAAAACGAGUACCACUCGGUAACACCACUCAACACAACCUAUGCUAACGGAGUGUUGUAUUGCAAGUGGAGGCGCCGCCGGAGGUCCACAAUCCGGGGCCAACAGUACGACAUCAAAGACCGCAAGUAUUACGUGUUGUUAGCGUUUGGACUGUUGGGUCAGAACAAAGACAAGGAGUUUCAUACGGAGAGGUUAGCCAGUGAUAGGGCUGUGGAUAUACGGCAAAUCGGACAUGUGCACACACAGUCCAGUGCGUUUCUUAUUAGAAUACAUGGCACAUUUAUGAUUGUGGCAUGGUUGGGCUGCGGUCCGCACCAGUUGUUUGGUUUGGCCGCAGUAAUCAUAUCAGUACUCAACCCAAUUGGUGCUGCGAUUAGACCUAAAGCCGAUUCAUCCAAACGAUGGAUAUUUAAUUGGUUUCACUUUUUGGUGGGAAAUGCGGGUCACGUGUGCGCCAUAACAGCCCUCUUCCUGGCCUACAAUAUAACUGUCAAUCAAUUGUCACCCAUUUAUUUAUGGAUACUUAUUAUGUAUAUAUUUUGA